Molecule: messenger RNA, 12418 nt
Organism: Apus apus (common swift)
Lineage: Eukaryota; Metazoa; Chordata; Aves; Apodiformes; Apodidae
Gene: ABCA13
Product: ATP binding cassette subfamily A member 13
Exons: 56
Coding region: 1-12300 (4099 amino acids)
Biological process (GO): lipid transport; transmembrane transport
Cellular component (GO): intracellular membrane-bounded organelle; membrane
Molecular function (GO): ATP hydrolysis activity; lipid carrier activity; ATP binding
Source: RefSeq, a predicted model, not a curated record
AUGGGGCAUGCUGUACACCAGUUCAAGGCUCUGUUUUGGAAGAAUUGGCUCUGUCGUGUGAGGCAACCGGUCCUGUCUCUCACUGAAAUACUCUGGCCAUGUGUGCUGUUCUUGAUUCUGGCUGCCAUCCGCUUCCAGGAACCCCCAAAAUACAAAGAAAACUGUUACUUAGAAGCUCGGGAUUUGCCAAGCCAGGGCCUUUAUCCUUUCAUGCGGACCCUUUUCUGUAAUGUUGGUUCAAGAUGCAAGAAUUCUAGUUACACAACACAAAAAACCAGCCGCUUACGUACUUCAGAAAUCCGAAGUGGUCCAGAGAGCUUCACAGGACCUAAUCUAGACUUCAUGAAAGAGAUAGAAGAGCUUGCAAAGGAAUUCAUUGAGACCACAGAGAAAACCCUGGCUUUAGAAAAGCUAUGGGAGGAAAACUCAAAGUUCUCAGUGAUAAUGGCGCAAAUGGAUUUGAAUGAAGUGGAGGAAAUUAUUUCUAGAGCAGAAAACCUGUACAAGCAACCGUAUUUCUGGAACCUUCUGCAUUCCCUCCCUCACCUUGAACCAAACAGCUUUUACACAGAAGAUGGAUUAGCUGCUCUAGCAGAGUUUCUGAAAGUUAUUCAAAAUUUCAGUACCUUAGCAUCAUUGAAGGAUACAGCUGUUAUGCCACUGAGCAAAAGUUUCUAUGAAGUGGUGAAAACAGCACUGAAUUUAACUGCUGCAUCAGUACAGGAUAGAAGCUUAGAAGAUUUUCAGUAUAGUCUUUCUCUUGGAGAUGUUUUGUGGAAUCCACAUGCUGUGAGAGCAGAACUUGAAUCCAGGUUUGGUUUUGAUGCUCUUCGUGUUGAGAAGCUGCUAAGUUACACAGCACAAUUAACAAAGAUUCCCACAGGAGAGACACUGGAGCAGUUUGUGUGCUCUGCUCUGUUCAGUGUGCCAGAAGGUGAAGCAAACAAAGAGAAUAAUGAAGAAGGCUGUAUUUCUGCAUUGCAUGAGGCCAAACUGUAUCUUGUUCAUGCUGUCAGCAAGCUCAGGCUCUAUGCACAGGUAUUUGAACAAUGGCUCAGCAGCAGCAGGCUCUCUCAGAAGCUCCUUUUGGACCUUGAAAGAAUCAUAGCUGAUUUAAUGUCUCAGUUUCUAGAUGACAGAGAAACCAGGAAACUUUUUUCAGACAUAAAUACCCUCAUUCAGCAAUGGAAUGAGAAAUCAGAUGCCUAUUUUUCAGAAGGAUAUAAUGCAUCUCAUGAUCUAAUGUUGACAUCUUUCAAAGAGUUUUUGAAGAGAGAAGAAAACUUACGGAUUUCUGGUGAAAAGGAAAUGGAUAAUCUUUUUCAAAUUGUAGAAGUCAUAGAAGAAAUUAUGAUGUUUGAUUUCUCAGCUUCUUCAAACAAGUCUCUAACUGAAAGGAUCUUAAAUAAUACAAUUAUAUGGAUGAAAAAAAUUGCUGAAGGGAAGCAAUCUGCCACCAAUUUCUCAUUUGCAGCUUCUGAACUCCAUCAUGAGCUAAGAGAAAAUUUCCAGCCUCUUCAGAGAUUCUGGAUGAAGAAGAAGACAGAAGUUUUCUGGCAUAUAGUGAAAAUUAUAUUCUAUGAACUUGAUUCUAGCCUUUCUCAUUUGAGUCAAGUGGAAGAGGAGGAGGUAUUAGAGACUUUAUCUAAAAUUAUAUUUUCCAUUACAGAAAAUAAAAUCCUUAAUAGAAGUGUGCUGUUGCUCCAAAAUAUCCUGACUGUUUGGCCAGAGUUCAAUACUGCUGCUUUGGACCGUCUAAAACACUUAAGUGAAAACUUUCUGAGGAGUCUCUAUGAGGUCAGAUCAUUGACUGAUGAUCCUGUCAAUGUGCCUUUCAGGACCACUAAUGGAGAGAGUAAUGCCUCCUCUUUCUUACUUGCAAAUGCAACUUUUAUACACAAAGUACAAGAAUUAGGAGAAAUUGUCCAUGAUUUCUUUAAAAACAUCCAACAAUUAAACAAUACUAGUGUGCCCUCACUUGUUUCAAUACUUUUCUCUCUGUAUCAGAAUGAUGAUCUGGUUUUAAAUAUUGAGAGCAAUAGCACUCUGUUAACAUUUCUUUAUGAGACUUCAAAAGAUAUUUCAUCUUCCCAAGUAUGGCAUGAUUUCCAAGACAGGAACCAAGUUUUUGAUUUUCUGUCUGAAACUUUUGAUCUUCUCUGGAACUUCACCAGUGAGUCUCUCUGCGAAAAGUUACUCAUCAUUUACAACUACACAGAGUUUCAGGCCCAGUCUCUUGCUCAGAAAGGCAAAACAGAAAUGCAAGUUAUCUAUAGCACUCUGAGCAGCCUUAAAACUUUGUUUAUAGAUGAAGAGCUCCAAACAGAAGCCUUCUGUUAUUUGGAACAGUUUCUUGAUAUCUCCUCAGAGUGCCUGGUAAAUAAUGUGUGUGUUGAUUUUUAUCUAUCAAACAUUACUUCUGUAGAUAAUUCAGCAGAAGUUUACAAUUUACUUCUGCUUCCAUUGGACAGUGUUCUGUCUAAUGUUACAAUCUUGGGGGAUAAAGUAAGCGUGCCUUCUGCUUUGCACUGCACUUUUACAUGGCUUCGAACCUGGACAGAGAUUUUUGAAGAAGUGUCCAAAAUCUUAAAUUUUAAUUCGACCUUUUUUGUCUGUCUAAGAAAUGAUUUGGACAAUCUCUCUGAAAGUCUUUUAAAUACAACUCAUUAUGAACUGUGCAAUAAUACAUCUAUGGUUAUUGUUGAAGCUACAACAGCAGCAAUGAAUCUAUUAAAAAUCAUAAUUGAAGGAGGUGGAGAUUUGAAUGACUGGAAAGAUUUUGAAUCUUUCCUUGCUAAUCUUCAGAGUGUAUUUAACAAUUCGGUUGAUGUCACAAGCUCACUUAACGGUAACAGUUUAGAAACUGGUUUAGAAAUUAUGGGAGUCAUGAUAACUGAAUUACAGAAAUCUAUGCUGGAGGUUGUUAAUGGAGAGUUUUUGAAUUCUUGGCUUGAUACUUUCAUCUCAGGAGGACCCAAGGGAGAAAGUAGGGAUGCUGGUGUAUUUUCCAUGGGAAAUUCCCUUUCUACUCUUCUCAAACUCUCCCAAAAGGAACUUGAAAUUAUUCUCACUGAGAUAAAAGAUGUAACUGCUUUCUUUAAAAGUGUACCUCAAGACAAAUAUAUGGUUUGUAUCAGCAUUUUCCAGAAUAUUACCAGAAUGGUUUUGGAUGAGACUCUGAAAGACUUGAGCCAUUCACAAACAAAUUUUUCAUCACACCUUAGUUCUUUUCUAAACUUUUAUAGUACAGUGGAUGAAGCAGAGGAUUGUAACAGAUGGAUACGUGGAUUAGGUAAAAUCAGUGAAAAAUACAAGUCACCUUCCCACCUUGAAAGUGCAAAACAUACUUUAUUUCUACUGAAAUCUCUGGGAAAUACUGAGAUAGAGGCUAAACUAAUGAAUGUGGUGGAGUUUGUUAAUUUGAUUUUUAAUUUGAUACUCCCUGAAUGUUCCCUUAGUGGUUCUGAUGUGAUUUGUGUAAAUGUUUAUUUCAAUAUUAUAACAGAAACUGUAAAAUCUAUUCUCUCUGAACUUUAUGUAAAAGAUGACAUGAAUGCACUUGAAUUUAUUUUUAUACUUUUAAAUAACACUGCAGGGCAAAUAGAAAUGGUUGGCAAUGAUUUAGUGAGUGACUCACACUAUACAUUGAAUAAGACCCAUUUUAGUCAGUCAAUCCAUGGAUUUAACAAGACUGCAAGGAUGUUACUUAAUCCUCUUCAUCAUCUUCAGCUUUCAUCAAUAGAACUUUUGGCAGAAAUUCAAAGUCUUCUGAAAAAUAAAACUUUUGAAGUCCAAGAAAACAGCUUCUCUCAUUUAGAUAUUGAGAUUGAACCUUUCUUGCAUGCUAACAAUACCAGUUUGCUGAUGGAGUUCUUUCAAUAUGUGAUUGGUAAACUUGACUCAGACUUGCAGGGUGAACACAAAACAUUUAUCCAGAAACUGAUAGAAACCACAGCUCUGAAUAUUGAAUUGGUAAGGAAGGCAUUAAACAUUUUCAAGUCUUCUAGUUUAGCUGGCUUUCCAUUAAGAGAUGAUAAAGAGUUUCUAAAACAUAUGGUAACUCUGGUGCACAAUAUGAAGAACAUGGAUGUUGAGUUCUUGAUAAGUCAAUUCAAACAAGUCCACAGGACCCUAGAUAAUUUCUUUAAAAAUAACAAACCUUUGUAUACUGAGAAUUCUGAGUUAGGAAUGUUAAUAGACUGGUGGGAUGCAUUUGAGAACAAUUCAUGUAAUUGGAACCUGACUGGCUUGCAACAAAUAACACAACUCUUUGAACAAGACGAGUUCUAUGAUGUAGAAGAGAUAUUCCAUCUCCUCCUUGAUGUCAUCAGCCUUACAGAAAGAAUAGCUCACAGAAAUAUCACAGAAGCACUAACUGAAGUAUACACUUUCAUAUUGUCUCAGGAAGAAAAAAUGCCAAUAUUUACUGAAGAGGAGUUUACUAAUCAAGGAGAAAGUCUUCUAAUGUUACUGAAGAUACUUGCAGAUAUAUCUGAUGAACCUGCAGAGGCCUCAGUUUGUUUUUCUGCAGCAUUCUGCUGGACUGUCACAACAGCAACACCUCAGAGUGGCUCCACUUUUGAACUUUGUGACUAUGUGCAUAGCAAUUCUACUCUUACUUACAAUGAAGUCAUCAAAGUCAUUAAGGAGCUGAAACUCAUAACUCUGGAUGACAGUUCGUCAUGCAUGACCGAAGACUUUCAGACAGAUGUCAUUCACAAUCUGACCUGCUUUUUUAAUCAGAUCAAAGAAUGGAACUCCAUUCUUUUGAAGUUUUCUGACCUCCAUCAUGUAAAUGGCUCAGUUCUCAAAGAGCUUCUGGAUUUUUGGAAUGAACUAUUCCUGUAUGCUGUGCCACUGCAGGUGAAUAAUACAUAUGUAACCAACAAUUGUUCCUUCUCACUGAAGAGACAAGUGGCUUUACAAAUUGUAGAAACACUGGGCAGUAUGCCAGUGGCAGAAAUGGAGAUGGCCAAAGCUGUUCUUGAACAGCUGAAUGAUCUAUAUAGUAUUUUAAAUUGGAACAGACAUUCAGAGUCAUCAUUUAGACAAACUGUUCUUGCUAAUGUUAAGAAUAUGACCAGGGAAGUUUCCAGAAUCCUGGAUACAGAAGCUGUCCUUUCUUUUCUUUCUGUAAUUCAGCCAUUAAUGACUCUCUCUUCUGUUGGAAACCAGACAUACUCAAUGCUUAUGAUUUUAUCAUCUUUAAAUGAAAACAGUAAUAUUUCUGAUAACUUUGAGAACUUCUGGUUUCCUAUAGAUACAAGUAUUGAAGAUUUAUUGGUGAAUUUUAGUGUUAGACACUUACUUGCGGUGAUAGAUCAAGAGUUUAAUUUACUAAAGUUUGCCACUGGACAGUCCUCUUCAGUGGCUCUUGAUGUUUUAAUACAGCAGUUUAAUACAUCAUCUGUAGAUACUAUGUUAAGAAAUUUUGAAGACAUACAAGAGAUUGUGAACAGCUUUCUAUGUGAGUGUAACAGUAAAAAUUUUUCUGAAAUAAUACAUGCUCUAGUUAUCCUUAUGGCUAAUCAAAAUUCAUCACAUGAUCUACUGCUGGUUGUCAAAGACAUUAUUGACUUUCUGGAACUAUUCCAAAAUAAGUCUAAGGAAGUUUAUACUGGUAUAUUGUUCAUUGAUGAUUAUGGUAGCAGACAAAAAUGGAAUAAUACUUAUACUGUUUUGUUAAACAGUCUCCUUCAUAUAAUUGCUGAUCUUGCUGUUAUAGACGAAGAUCUGCAUACAAACAAUACUGAGUUUCAGAUAGCUGAGUUCAUUGAUUCAUUUUUUGAUAAUGAACAAUAUGGAGGAGUUUCUACUCAGUCACAAAACAGAACUCUGGAGAUCAUGCAAGAGAUCUUGCAAAUGAUAUUUCAGUUGACUACAGAACAUGACAGGAACAAAAUAACUGUCUUACUAAAGGAUUUCCAUAAGGAUAUAAUGGCAGAAAUGAGAAUUGCUACAAGGCAGCAUAUAGCUGACGAAGAACCAGUUGUCACUGGCAACAUUCUCUGUGUUGUUACAAAGUGUAAAGAGGGAUUAACCAGUCACUUACUCCUCUCUGUUAUUGAAGUAAUCACUGUGGUUCAAGAUCAUUAUCAGGACAUUGAAAGAAUGUGGCCUGCUUUCAACAAGGGGGAUUGUGAGAGUAUGGCAUAUAUGCAGCAAGAACUUUCCAACACUUUGGAGAGCUUUCUAAGAGCCUUGGAGAACGCCAGCCAUCGCAGCUGUGAAUGUCGACUCACGGGGAACAUACAGAGACAACUGCAAAUGGUGGCUGAAAAUUUGGAGCUACAGUUGUCAGAAAAUCCAGUGGCAGCUUUUCUCAGCAAUUUUAAUCUCUUGAAUGGUGUGAAAGUCAAAGAGUGUGUGCAGAAUCUUACACAGCUGAGGCUGGACAUUGGGUCUUCUGUCAAUAUUUCUGAAGAAACUGUCAGUACCCUAUUGGAAGCCAGUAUCUCUCAUUCAAAGGUUUUUUACAGUGCCUUUGUGGUAGCUUUAACUGGAAGAUGUGAUGAAGUACUCAGCCUGCUACUAAAGCUGCCUGAAAACAAUAGAACUUCCCUGGUAGUGGAAGAAUUAUGUUCUUUACCAGCACUGGACUUAUAUACUACAUUUGUACUGAUUAUACAGAAUUUGAACUUACGCCAUAUAAUUUACAAGAUUAAGAUACCAUCUGAGAUAGGCAAUGUAUUAAACAUGCUACUGGAUGUGGUUUCUAGUAUCAACUCUCUUCUCAAUAAAACCCACCAUGUCAUGGAAGACCUUCCAGUGUUCCUCCAAGAAAUUCAACAUAUUGGUUUGCUUGACAUCUCUGCAUUACAGCAGUUCUUGCAAGGCGGGCAGUUCAGAAGUUCAGCUGUUGGAUCCCUGGAGUCUGUAAUCAAGGCAGUGUGUAAAGAAGAAUCUUCAUUUUUCAGCAAUGCAAACCUGUUCAUUGGUAUGCCCAGAAUCAUGGGACUUUUGGAGGAUAAUAUGGCAAAAUAUGGCAUUCCUGAAGACUCAACUCCUUUUUGCUUGAAGCUUUAUGAGGAGAUUUUGCAGUCUUCUAAUGGGGCUUUGCUAUGGACUUUCCUGAAACCUUUAUUACAUGGGAAGAUACUGUACAAUUCGAACAUCAGCAUGAUUGACCUGGUGAUGGAGAAGGCUAAUUUCACUUUUGCUUUUGUGGAAAAUUUGAAGACAUAUUCUGAGACAUGGCUUAGGAUGUCUGAGGUUUUUAAAACCAGCGGAAGUGUUCUCACGGUCUCACAACUGCAGGGAGCUCUGCAAAGCAGUUUCAUAAAGCACUUUAUAGAAAGCAAUUUGGAUAUUGACAUGGAAAAACUCUUUAAAAAAAUGCAAGUAUAUGAAACUACAAUGAACAAGAUCUUUAACAGCUCAGCAAGUAAACAGAUUGACCUGUUGUCACAGCUUGUAGUAAAUAUCUCUUCCUGUUUGUUGCUGGACCGUUUCCAGCCUUUCAACUCUGUUGAGAAACUGGAGGAGAAGGCUCAUGAACUCAUGCAGCAAAAUAAUUUUUUGGCUAGUAUCAUCUUUGAUACGCCAAAGAACAAGACACAAGAUUCUGGCAAUCUCCUUCCACAACACAUUUCAUAUACAAUUAGAACCAGUGUUCUCUAUAGCAUGAGAACAGAUUUGAUUAAAAAUCCAGCAUGGAAAUCUCAUCCCCAGAAGUUGCCAGCUGAUGGGUUUAAGUACAAUCACGUCUUUAUUCCUCUUCAAGACAUGAUUGAAAGAGCAAUUAUUUUAGCACAGACUGGGACAGAUAUCUCAGAGCCAGCCAUUCAGGUGCAAGCCAUGCCUUAUCCUUGUCAUACCAGUGAUCUAUUCUUGAACAAUAUAGGUUUUUUUUUCCCACUUAUGAUGAUGUUAACAUGGAUGGUUUCAGUUGCUGGCAUGGUUCGCAAACUGGUUUAUGAAAGAGAAAUUAAUUUUGAAGAGUAUAUGAAGACAAUGGGUGUACAUCCAGCCAUUCAUUUCUUUGCUUGGUUUCUGGAGAACAUAAUUGUAAUCACAAUAAGCAGCUGUGCUCUGGCCAUCAUUUUAAAAGCAAGUGGUAUCUUUGCUUAUAGCAAUGGAUUCAUCGUCUUCCUUUUUCUCCUGGAUUUUGGAGUUACAGUCAUUAUGUUAAGCUAUUUUUUGGGAGCGUUUUUUAGCAGUGCUGAUACAGCAGCUCUGUGUGCCAGCCUUGUGUAUAUGAUCAGUUUUUUACCCUACAUAGUUUUGUUGGUCUUGCAAAACCAGUUGAGUUUCACCAACCAGAUUGUAAUGUGUCUCCUGUCUACAACUGCCUUUGGGCAAGGAGUAUUUUUCAUUACGUUCUUUGAGGGCCAAGAAACAGGAAUUCAGUGGAAUAAUAUGCACCAGCCAAUGGCACAAGAAGGAUAUAUGACCUUUGGAUGGAUGUGCUGGGUAAUGUUCUUUGACUCCAUUUUAUAUUCUAUAGGUGGCUGGUAUUUUGGCAGUAUUAUUCCAGGAAAAUUUGGAUUAAAGAACCGAUGGUACUUUCCCUUUACUGUUUCCUACUGGAAGAACCUGUGUGGUGCAGAGAGAAGGAACAGACAUUAUCUGAAUUCUAAUAUGCUUUUCUUCAAUGAAAACUUCCAAGAAAAAGGUUUCACUUUGGAAAUCAGAGUUCCAUGUGUUGAAGGGGCAACAGUCGGUGUCAUGCUGCUGUCUCUCACCAAAGAGCAUGUGGAUGGCCAGAAGGCUGCUGUUAAAGAUCUCAGUCUCACUUUCCAUAGAGGUCAGAUAACAGCACUCUUGGGACCUAAUGGAGCUGGCAAGACGACAGUUAUAUCACUGUUAACUGGUCUGUAUCCACCGAGCUCUGGUACAAUAAUUAUUAAUGGAAAGGACAUACGUACUGAUCUGGCUGCCAUCAGAUCAGAGCUUGGUGUUUGCCCACAAUAUGAUGUCCUGUUCAAUGUACUAACGGUGCGAGAACAUCUACUGCUUUAUGGGUCAGUAAAGGCACCUGGCUGGACAAGGGAGCAGUUGAAUCAGCAAGUCAGUGGAGCUCUGGAAGAUGUGGAUUUGUCCCAACAUCAGUACAAACCUGUUGGAGCCCUUUCUGGGGGAAUGAAAAGAAGGCUUUCAAUUGCCAUCUCCUUUAUUGGAAACUCCAAGACAAUUGUUCUAGAUGAGCCCACCAGUGGGGUAGAUCCAUGUUCUCGCCGCAGCAUCUGGGAUGUUCUUCUGAAGUACAAAGCUGGUUGCACACUGAUCUUUACCACUCACCAUCUUGAUGAGGCAGAGGUGCUCAGCGAUCGCAUUGCCAUCCUGCAGCGUGGCCAGCUGAGGUGCUGUGGUUCUCCCUCUUAUCUGAGGGAAACAUAUGGACAGGGACACAGUCUAACACUCAUAAAAAAGCCCUCUGUGUUUGAAAUCCAGGAUCCUAAGCAUAUUAUUCAGGUCACAUCUUUGGUACAGACUCAUAUCCCAGAAGCAUUCUUGAAAGAGAACAGUGGAACUGAGCUGACCUAUGUGAUUCCAGAAAGCGCAGAUAAGACCUCUUUUAAAAGUCUUUUUCAGGCUUUAGAUCAAAGCCUUCAUCAUCUACAUGUGACUGGCUAUGGCAUUUCUGACACCACCUUGGAAGAGGUCUUUCUGAAGCUACUGCAGGACUCAGAGAAAAUGCCCUGUAUUCCACAGGCAGCAUGCCUGGACCACACAAAUGGUGCUGAAUCAUACUAUAUCUCACUUACGAGGGCCUCAAGUGUGCAUGGAGCCCAUCUUGUUCUUGCCCAGAUUGUUGCCCUGCUGACGAAAAGGUUUCACCACACUAGGCGAGACUGGAGAGGAAGUCUGUCAAAUGUGCUGCUGCCUGUCCUCUUUGUUGCACUGGCAAUGGCCUUGUUUAGUGUGAAGCCGCUGGCUGUUGAUUAUCCUUCUCUCAAGCUGACACCAAGACUUUAUGACAAUGCAGAAUCCUUCUUUAGCUCUGAAGAUUAUAACCUCAGAAACCUUUCUCAGAUUCUACUGAGAUAUUUCUCUGAUUGGGACCACACAUGCAUGCAUUCAGAACAAGGAAAAAAUAGUUCAUGUUGGCAGAUGGAAUCUACAUCACCUCAGCAUUCAUGUGGAUGUGUGGCUGACCAAGGGGUGUGUCCAGGUAUCAAUACCUCUGCUCCCUACAUGAAGAAUAAGAAAGGGCAUAUUUUGUAUAAUCUUUCAGGGUUCCUUGUAGAAGAAUAUUUAGUGAGGCCUUCCAACAAAGCAAGAUAUGGAGGCUGGUCUUUUGGAGGGAGGAAAGCAUCUGAACUUCAGGAUAAAAAAAUGAAUAAUGCCAAAUCCAAGCCUCUGGCUAAGGUGUGGUACAAUCAAAAAGCUUUCCAUUCACUGCCAUCCUACUUAAAUGAACUGAAUAACUUCAUUCUGUGGCUGAAUUUGCCUCCUAAUGUGGAUUGGAGACAGUAUGGGAUCACACUCUACAGCCAACCAUAUGGAGGAGCCUUGCUGGAUGAGGACAAAAUAAUGGAGAAUGUUCGUCAGUGUGGGGUAGCACUGUGUAUCAUGUUGGGUUUCUCCAUCCUUACGGCAUCCAUUGGAAGUGCCAUAGUGAAGGACAGAGUAUCUGGCAGAAAACGUUUGCAGCACAUCACAGGCCUGGGUUACAAAACUUACUGGCUUGCUAACUUCUGCUGUGAUAUGCUGUUUUACAUGAUUCCAGUCACCUUGUGUGUUGGUGUUAUUAGUGCCUUCCAGCUAUCAGCUUUCACUUUCCGAAAAAACUUGGCGGCCACUGGUCUCCUGCUGAUACUCUUUGGGUAUGCAACUUUACCAUGGAUGUAUCUUGUAUCCAGAUUCUUCUCAAGUUCAGAUGUAGCUUUUAUUUCUUACAUCUCCUUGAAUUUUGUGUUUGGCCUGUGUACCAUGCUGGUGACUCUCUUACCUCGUUUGUUAGCUAUAGUUUCCAAAGUGCAGACUUUUCAGAACAUCUACAAUAUCCUCAAAUGGGUCUUCAUUGUAUUCCCGCAAUUCUGCUUAGGCCAGGGUUUAAUAGAGCUUUCGUACAAUCAGAUCAAGUUUGACCUGACCAGCAACUUUGGAAUAGACUCAUAUGUGAGCCCCUUUGAGAUGAAUUUCCUGGGCUGGAUUUUUGUGGAGAUGGCCCUGCAGGGAACACUACUGCUUCUUUUACGGCUUUUUCUUCAUUGGGAUCUCCUCCAGAAACCGAGGGGUCAAUGUUCAAUUAACAGCAUGGUCAGUCCUUCAGAAGAUGUUGAUGUAGAAAUGGAGCGACAGAGACUCUUUGGUGGAAGAACUGGUAAUGAUAUCCUUCUUCUGUACAACCUCAGGAAAUGUUAUGGAGGUUUCAAUAAGAAGAGCACAGCUGUGGAAAGCAUAAGCUUGGGAAUACCAAGGGGAGAGUGUUUUGGACUCCUGGGAACAAAUGGAGCUGGGAAAAGCACAACAUUUAAGAUGCUGACUGGAGAUAUCAUCCCAUCUGGAGGACGUGCUGUUAUCAGGACUCCUACAGGGUCUGAAAUGGAUAUACUCUCUGCUAGCUCUGAAGGCAUUCUUAUAGGCUAUUGUCCACAGCAAGAUGCCCUGGAUGAACUUUUAACGGGUUGGGAGCAUCUUUAUUAUUACUGCACACUGCGUGGAAUUUCAAAACAGGAUGUCCAUAAGGUUGCAGUGGACCUUGUUACCCGGUUACAACUCAAUGCCUACGCUGACAAACUGGUGAGAACAUACAGUGCUGGCACAAAGAGGAAGCUGUCUACUGCUGUGGCUUUAGUUGGUAAACCCCAAAUACUUUUACUGGAUGAGCCCAGCUCUGGGAUGGAUCCCUGCUCUAAACGCUACCUUUGGAAAACCAUCCUUAAGGAAGUUCAGGAUGGCUGUGCAGCUGUGCUAACAUCCCACAGUAUGGAAGAAUGUGAAGCCCUCUGCACACGGCUUGCUAUUAUGGUCAAUGGAAGUUUCAAGUGUCUUGGUUCUCCCCAGCACAUUAAGAACAGGUUUGGAGAUGGCUAUUCUGUCAAAGUUUGGCUUAGUAAAGAAAUAAACUAUCGGAGAAUGAUUUUGGACUGUCUACAGCGGCAUUUCCCUGGAACACAGUUUAAGGGACAGCAUCUUAACCUGCUGGAGUACCACAUACCACAAAGUCAGGGAUGCUUAGCAGAGCUCUUCAGAGUCCUAGAGAAUCACAAAGCUCUUCUCCAAAUCAAACACUACUCCAUUAGUCAAACCACAUUAGAGCAGGUAUUCAUUAACUUUGCUACACAAGAGCAAGGAGUCUCUCAUCCUUCACAAGAAUCUCCUGUUGUUGAUCAUGACCGCCUGCCAGUCUAGGCUCAGAAUUUUAUGCAGCUUCAGCAGCACGUGUGUGUGUGUUUGUGUGUACAUACAUAUAUUUUACAUGCAACAGUUUUUCAGAUCGUAACAAUUUGUGUAUGAGAAGCAAAUAGAA